CCGUGGGAGAGAAGGAUUCCCAGAAUACUAUGGAUAAGAACUUCAAAGAAGAGUUUAGGCAGAUUAUUAAGUUUGAACCUCCUUUGUACAAACAACGCCACCAGUUUGUUAAAGAUUUAGUGGAGAAGUACAAACCUAAGAAGGUGGCAGAUUUAGGAUGUGCUGAUUGCAGCCUUCUCUGGAUGCUGAAAUUCUGCAGUUGCAUUGAAGUGUUAGCUGGGCUAGAUAUCUGUGCAAAUGUAAUGAAAGAGAAAAUGCAUACACUGUCUCCUCUUCCUGUUGAUUAUUUGCAACCAUCUGAAAGAUCCCUAACUGUUACCUUGCAUCAUGGUUCAGUUGCCCAUAAGGAUCCUUGCAUGCUUGGUUUUGACUUGGUGACGUGUAUUGAACUAAUAGAACAUCUGGAAGAAUCAGAGCUGAAGAAGUUUCCUGAAGUGGUGUUUGGUUUCAUGGCUCCAAGCAUAGUUGUGAUCAGCACUCCAAAUUCUGAAUUCAACUGUUUGCUUCCAGGAGUGAUGUUAUACAGGCAUCCAGACCACAAAUUCGAGUGGAGCCAAGCAGAGUUUCAAAGCUGGGCUCUAGAGACUGCUAGAUGCUAUGAUUACUCAGUGGAAUUUACUGGUGUUGGGCACCCACCAACAGGAAUGGAGAAGGUUGGGUUUUGUACCCAAAUAGGUGUGUUUUUUAGAAAAUACCCUCAAACUGCUGAAUCUGUUCAGUCUGAGAAACCCAUGGAAGCAGUUUACAAAACAGUCUUCAAAGCAGUGUACCCAAGUCUUAAAGAUGAGAAGUACUUGCAGAAUGCAGUGAUCAGUGAAGUUAUUUUCACAGCCCAAAUCAUUAAGCACCGUUUAAUGUCAAAACGUGAGGAGUACAGUGAUGAUCCUGAGAGAAAAUCCAAAUUCCAACUUUCAAUGGACUGUUUUUCUGACUAUCUUGGAAAACUGGUUGUUGAAAAAACCAUGGAACCAUUUGUCAGUGGCAAUGAGGUUUACAUACCUCUCACAACAAUCUUUUCUUUUCCCAAAGUGAAUCGACUUUGUGGUACCUUUGAGAAGUUAUGCGAGCUUAUUGCAGGCAAGGUCACACUGAGCAGUGAUGGUUCUGCUGUGAUGUUCAAUAUUGAACAUGAAAAUGAAGAUAAUUAGAUCAGAUUUCUCAAACAAAAUUCAGUUGAAGUAAUGAAAGUGGUUUUGUAGAAGCUGUCAAAUGGUAUGUUCUGUAUGCUAACCGGACCACAAAAGCUUUUCUAACCUUCCAUCAGUGGUAUUUAUAUGUCAGCACCUCUCACUGAGUGAAGGGGAGUGCUUCUGACAAAGGUAACAGUAACUCAUAGGGCUUUCAAGUGAGUAUCAGGGGCUAAAAGGAAGGAAUUCGUUCCCAAGAAGAAAAUGAAGCAUUGCUGUUUGCUUUCUAUUGCUUUAUUGUAGCUAUCAUUACAGAUUAUUUCUGGUAGUCUCUUGUUAGCUUCAAGGAUAGUUUGUUUUACCAUCUACUGUCUUGAGCUGAAUAAUGUGAGUCAGACAUAAGUUUAGGGCAAGUUUUUUCUUAAUUUCUUUAAAAUUUAUAGAUGCCUUUUUCAAGAUGAGUACAUACUCAGCCUUGAUGAAAACCAAAUGUUGCUCCUGCUGAAUUGAAAUAUGAAACUGGCAUAUUUGUUCUGUUUUGGAAAAAAUAUUAAAAAAUUUAAAGAACUGCAGUAAUU
Molecule: messenger RNA, 1705 nt
Organism: Agelaius phoeniceus (red-winged blackbird)
Lineage: Eukaryota; Metazoa; Chordata; Aves; Passeriformes; Icteridae
Gene: HENMT1
Product: HEN methyltransferase 1
Biological process (GO): piRNA processing; RNA methylation; siRNA processing
Cellular component (GO): cytoplasm; nucleus
Molecular function (GO): RNA methyltransferase activity; O-methyltransferase activity
Source: RefSeq, a predicted model, not a curated record